AUGGACAGGGCAUUCGAAGCACUGGUUCGCGAGGAACUACCGGCUUCAAUCACCUGCCGCUGGAUCCAGGCAGCGAGUUUGACCAUCAGGAAAAGAGUGACUGGGACCCUACCUGAGCAUCUCCAGCAGCUGUCUGAGGGCUUAGCAGAGGUGUUUUGUCUGAUUGAUCCAUCACGAGAAGACAACCCAAUUGUCUCUGACAAAAUUCUACCCGAACGACUCAAUACGGCGUCAAGCCCGAUCCGUGACAAGCUAGCAGCGGGCAAGGAGCAUCACGAAACCAUUCUCAACUACAGACGGAGGCGGCUUCCCGUUCAUGAACCUCCUCAUGUGCGCCCCGUUGCUCGACAGCCAAGGGGUAACGCGGUACAGGAUUGGCGCCUAGAUUCUGACAACAGCCCAGAAACCAACCCUUUUUCACCCCAGCUUCCCCUCCGUCACCUCGCUGAGGUGUUGACCGCCCUAGAAAUCGAAAUUGUCCGCAACCACGGCGGCGGCCGUCACUCCCCCGCCCACGAGGACGAAACACCCAACUGGGCCAAACCCGACGACAACCCCAUCCCCCGACCCCCCUUCCAAUCCCCCCUCUCAGCCGACAUGGAAGAGCUGUCUGACCUGUCAGGGGGUAAGCUACGGGGAUCUACUCCCACUGCCUCCUCCUCCGCCCCUACCCCUCCCUCCGCACUCUUUUCACGUCACCUUCCCUCCGUCUCCCAGGGAUCCUCCAAACACCUGUUCUCUCUCGCAUUGGCGGGUCUGACAGGGUAA
Messenger RNA from Podospora pseudopauciseta, 768 nucleotides. RefSeq lists its product as uncharacterized. Lineage: Eukaryota; Fungi; Ascomycota; Sordariomycetes; Sordariales; Podosporaceae. Bases 1 to 768 code for a protein of 255 amino acids. The transcript is spliced from 3 exons. The record is from RefSeq and is a predicted model, not a curated record.